UUUCUUUGUCCUUGAUCGAAACAGCUUGGAAUUAUGGUACACUAGUGUCUUAGUCCUCUUGGCAGGAUACAUGACAAAUGCCACUGCUGCAAUAUCUGCCUUCUCGAUUUGCCUCAACAUCUCGGGUUGGGAGCUCACGAUAUGCCUUGGUUUCCUAAAUGGAGCUAGUGUAAGGGUUUCCAAUGAAUUGGGGCGAGGAAAUGCUGAAGCAGCAGUGUUCGCCAUUAAAGUCAUCUUGGGCACCUCAAUUAGCAUUGGAGUUGUCUUUUGGAUCUUGUGCCUAGUUUUCGGUCGACGGAUUGCCUACAUAUUCACUAGCGAGGAAGAUGUCGCGGAAGAGGUUUCAAGCCUCUCAGUUCUCCUUGCCUCCUCUAUUUUACUCAACAGUGUUCAGCCAGUGCUCUCAGGUGCAGCGGUAGGUUCUGGGACACAAAGUGUGGUUGCCUAUGUUAACAUGUGUUCCUAUUAUGUGAUCGGAGUGCCUCUAGGAGUCGUGCUUGCGUACGUCACCAAGUUGGAAAUUCAGGGUAUAUGGAUAGGAAUGAUAAUCGGAGUCGCAACUCAGACAGUGGUGCUCAGUUUCAUUACUUACAGAAUGAACUGGGACAAGCAGGUGAACAAAGCAACAGAAAAGCUCCAUAGGUUGUUCUUGGAAAGAUCCGAAGACCAUGGUGAGAGCUCUACCACUCUGAACAGCUGAACGGAUGAGUUAAAACUGAAGAGCAUAUGGUUUCAUCCCAGUUUAGGUUUUCGGAUGAGAACAAGUUGCUUCUUCUUUCUCUCUUUUUUGACCUCUGUUAUGACAGCCAUUGAAUAAAUUGAUCCAAUCCCUAUCCGAUUGAUAAAGCUUUCCCACCCCAUUUUUCAGUGAUUGGAAAAAAU
This is a messenger RNA of Eucalyptus grandis, 882 nucleotides long. RefSeq names its product protein DETOXIFICATION 24-like. The record is from RefSeq and is a predicted model, not a curated record. NCBI's taxonomy places the organism in Eukaryota, Viridiplantae, Streptophyta, Magnoliopsida, Myrtales, Myrtaceae. The transcript has 6 exons. Gene Ontology annotation, cellular component: membrane. Bases 71 to 700 code for a protein of 209 amino acids. Gene Ontology annotation, molecular function: xenobiotic transmembrane transporter activity; antiporter activity. Gene Ontology annotation, biological process: transmembrane transport.